AUCACAAAUUCCCGCCAGUUACCUCCCGCAAGUGCUUCAGGACACAAAGGAGCAUUUUGCUGUUUAAUAGAAGAGUGUAAUUGUUUAUUUGUUUAGACAUUAUCUUGAGACCCUUUUGUUUUCCAGAUAACGUAAUUGAACAAGUCGAGUUUUAGAUUGAAUGACUUUGAUUUCUUUUUCAUUUGAGUGCAGUUGACAGACCAGAGUAUAGCUAGCUAAGUUAGCUAUCUAGCAUUAGCACAUUCAGAAAGUUAGCCCACUUAGCUGACCUUGGCUAAAGACCCUUGCUGAUUGACAGGAGGAAACUAACUGAACCAGCAAAUACCAUACAAUGUCAAAAAUGAAAGCUACAGAGGAUCAGGUUGUUGAGGAAAUCCCUGGUUUACAGGAUGAUGAGGAGUCCUUCUUCCAAGACAUUGACCUCCUACAGAAACACGGGAUUAACAUGGCAGACAUCAAAAAGAUGAAGGCAGUGGGGAUCUGCACUGUGAAAGGCAUCCAGAUGACGACUCGUAAGGCUUUGUGCAACAUCAAGGGCCUGUCAGAGGCAAAGGUGGAAAAAAUCAAGGAGGCUGCUGGGAAGAUGCUGAAUGUGGGUUUCCAGACCGCCUUUGAGUACAGCACGAAGAGGAAGCAGGUGUUCCACAUCACAACUGGGAGCCAGGAGUUUGAUAAACUUCUGGGUGGAGGUAUAGAGAGCAUGGCUAUCACAGAGGCCUUUGGAGAGUUCCGCACAGGAAAAACCCAGCUGUCGCACACACUCUGUGUUACUGCCCAGCUGCCAGGCGAGGACGGCUACUCAGGCGGGAAAGUCAUCUUCAUUGACACAGAGAACACAUUUCGUCCAGACAGACUGAGAGACAUAGCUGACAGGUUUAAUGUGGACCAUGAUGCUGUGCUGGACAACGUGCUUUACGCCAGGGCCUAUACCAGUGAACAUCAGAUGGAGCUGUUGGACUUCGUAGCAGCCAAAUUCCACGAGGAAGGAGGAGUGUUCAAACUGUUGAUCAUCGACUCCAUCAUGGCUCUGUUCAGAGUAGACUUCUCUGGUCGAGGUGAACUGGCUGAGCGGCAGCAGAAACUGGCACAGAUGCUCUCCAGACUGCAGAAGAUCUCUGAAGAGUAUAAUGUAGCGGUGUUCGUCACCAACCAAAUGACAGCUGAUCCCGGUGCAGGAAUGACGUUUCAAGCUGAUCCCAAGAAACCAAUUGGUGGACAUAUCCUGGCUCAUGCCUCCACCACACGGAUCAGCUUGAGGAAGGGCCGUGGAGAGAUGAGGAUUGCCAAAAUAUUUGACAGUCCUGAUAUGCCUGAGAAUGAGGCCACUUUUGCGAUCUCAGCUGGGGGAGUAACUGAUGCCAAGGAGUGAACGAUAAAAGGAAGAGAGAUAUGUUAGUACAGCUCCCUGAUCCAGUCAAUGUUAUUUAAGGUAUUUUAGAUUUGUUUAUUUAUUGAGCUUUAACUUCAUAUUGACCUCUGAAUGUUACACUGGCCAUCUCGUGCUGUGGUGCUGACAUAUUUAUUCUGUUUAUAUGCAAUGUAGUAUUUUUCACAUGUUCAAAGAUAUUAAAAUACACAACUACAACAAAGA
Molecule: messenger RNA, 1591 nt
Organism: Acanthopagrus latus (yellowfin seabream)
Lineage: Eukaryota; Metazoa; Chordata; Actinopteri; Spariformes; Sparidae
Gene: dmc1
Product: DNA meiotic recombinase 1
Exons: 13
Coding region: 332-1369 (345 amino acids)
Biological process (GO): DNA recombinase assembly; reciprocal meiotic recombination; DNA repair
Cellular component (GO): condensed nuclear chromosome; nucleus
Molecular function (GO): double-stranded DNA binding; ATP hydrolysis activity; ATP-dependent DNA damage sensor activity
Source: RefSeq, a predicted model, not a curated record